AGCAGAGCACCUUACCAUUUUCCAGGAUUAAAAGCAGAUAGAAGUCAUGGCUGAAAAACCAUCUCAAGGUCAAGGAUCACCUGGUAGUAUCCCUCGUGGGCUUAUCAAUAGACGAGGGAGUGUUAUUAAACCCAGUGAAAGAUUGCCUUCGCUACGCACUCGUGACCUAACUCUAGGAGGCAUACCAAAGAAAUCUUUUAAGCCCAAUAUACCAGUAAGAAGAGAAAAAAACAAAGAUGAAAGCAGAGAAGCAGCAUCAUCACCAUCUACAUCCAGAAGAUCAGGAGAUGGGGAUAGGAGUGGAAGAGGCAGAGGAAGAGGGAGGGGUAGGGGAAGAGGCAAACCUGAGUUAAUCCAGUCACAUUCAUCCAUCUUUGAGGGGGGUCCAACUCAAAGACUUAAUGCAAGACCUUCUUCCAGUGUGUUUGAACAGCCAAGUUUUCGUGGAGGAGGAGGUGGAGGAGAUGGAAAGUUCUCUUCUCGAGGUGGCAAGGCUGGAAACAAGAAGUCUGGUGCAGGAGAUUUCAUCGGGGAUAGUGACCGUCUUAGAGAACUUGUCAGAGAUGAUUUCAUCAGUGACCUUGGAGAUUCUACCAUAGAUGAUAGGUAUCAACCAGUUUCAUUACCGAUGGCAAAACCAGUCAAACCACUCAAAGCACAAUCUGUUAAAGAUGAAAAGAAACCCAUUAUUAAAGAAGAAGACAUGGAUGUGAAGAUGGAAACUGAUGAUGUCCAAGAUACAGAUGUUAAAGUCAAAAAGGAAUCCAUGGAUGAUGAGAACAUGGAUAUCUCUGAGGAGAAUAAACCAAUCUUAGCAUCCUCCAGUCUACCACCACCAUCCUCCAUCUCGGAUACAUUCCGAAAUGACCUGGCUUCCGGAAGAGUCACGUGUGCAACCGUCUUCAGUAGGAGGGGUCAGUCCAGUGGAGAUCCAUUGUUCUUCCAGUUACCAGAUACUCUUCCUGGUUUACCUAUAGUAGAGGAUGAAGAGGAAGACAAGAAGCCAACUGUAUCAACAAGUGGAGCUGUUGAGAAGCCAGGCAGUAGCUCAAAAAAGAGACCCUGCACACUGAAAGAUCUGCCUGAAGGAUUCUUGGGUAAACUUCAAAUCUUAAAGUCUGGAAAGACAAGACUUGUCCUCACAAAUGGGGUCACUCUUGAUGUUUCAUUAGGAACACCUUCUGGUUUCCUUCAGGACUUGGUUUCCAUUCACGUUCGAGAAGGAGGAGAAGAGAUGAGUGAAAUGCUGACUCUAGGGCAUAUCAAACAUCGUGUUAUAUGUACUCCAGACUUUGAGAGUUUACUAUCUAUGCCUACCUGAUGGAAGAGACUUGAUUUUUUUUAUGAUGGACUGAAAGAAUUUGAACUUUAUAUUCUUCUGAAGUCAAGCUAUGAAGAAAGACAUACUGAAGGAAACCAGGAGAGCACUGAUUAUCAACAUUGUAAUGUUUCAAUGCUGCGGAUGAGUUGUGGGCAAUCUCCUGCAACAAGGUUUUGAACAAGUUCAAAACUUUUCUGCGCUUAAAUCCGAUUUGCAUGUACUCCUGAAUGCGACAUACACCUGCAAGUCACACACAAGGCUAGCACAAAAAAUAAGACAGAUAAUAAUAGAUAAUAUUAUAUCCUACAUAGAGUAAAUCCUGUAUAGUGAUUGGUUCAAGUAGCAUCAUGUGACCGAAUAUAUUUCAACUAUGAUGUUGCGUGACGUCAGACCUCGAUAUAUUUUUGGAUAUACCAAUAUUCUGACGACAUUAUUUCACAAAACUGGAUAUCUCGGCGCGCCGGCUAGCGCGCUCUCUCUCCCGGGCGCGCAAGUCCAGCGCGAUGCGUCGGCGCAGCUAUAGCACUAAUCUGCGUUCCGCUGAGCGCGGUGGCUCGGAGAAAAGUAGGUAAUUCAACGCAAGUAACAGGACUUUGCAUGCUCAGCGCAUAGAUUUUGGUUAUAAAUUAUUUAAAGUAGGAUAUAAAACAAAUAUAUCAGGCGUUUCAUUCGAAAGCAUAGUGGGAAUUAAUAAUCCUCGGUUGGACUGGCAAAACUACUAUAUUUCCCUCGGGGCUUCGCCCCUCGGGGAAAAAUAGUAAUUGCCAGACCAACCUCGGAUAAAUAAUUCCACUAUACUUUCUCAAAGCCUGAUAUAUUUGUUUAAUAUAAUACAAUAUACAUAAUAUAAAUAAUAAGGAUGAUGUCCUUUAAAGGUCAACAUUAGAAUAUGGAAAAUCUACCCUUUUGUUACGGCUCUUAAAGAUAAAUACCAGUUGUGGUAAUGAUCUAAAAAUGAGUUCAAACAUAAUCCAAUGAAAUUACCAUCAUAGUGUUUGUAUGUAUUAAUAAAAAUAUGUGCCAAAUAGCUCUGAAGAAAAUGCGUAAUUGCUGUGAAAUGAGCAAAAUAAGCAUGGAAAUUUAUCAAAUGUUGGAUAUUUUUUAAAGCAAGAUGAAUACUCUGUCCCACAUAUCCUUUUCUGUGUUAGUAAUCAUCAGAAUUGUCAAUUUUGAGCUAAGAUUUCAUGAUUUUAUAAAAAUAAGUUUACAUUGAUGUCCAGAUCUAGAUGUUUGAUAAUAUUUUGACAAUUAACCUCAAUUGAAAUUGAAGACUUUCUCAUGAAAUAAUUGUUUGCUGCAACUACUGUCUUUUACCUUAAAAACCACCACAACAACUUGAAAAUGGGAUACCCAACAUGGCAAUAUUCAAAAUUGAAAAGGGCUAAAAAAAAGAAGUAACAAUUCAGUUUGAAUAUUUUACAAUUUGGUCACACAAAUAUUAUCUUUUGUUCCGAAAGUGCCUAUCUUCUGUUUGAGCUGCUGUAAGCAAGAAAUAACACAAGAAAAAGGUUUGAUCAUCUAUUGCAAAAACAGAUAUGUAUUACAUUGUAUGAUAAAGAUUGAAAUACAAGUACAUUUGUAGCUUGCUCAAGUAAGCAGACAAUAUUGCUAUCAGAGGUUAGCCCAAUAAUUGCAUGUUGAUAAAGGGUUUCUCCAAAGAAUAUACAUGUAUCUUCCUGAAUCAUGAAUAUUUGAAAACUGGAUAAAUUUUGUGAAUUCAUAUAAUCAGGAAGGUUUUUCAUCAAUAUACAGGGACAAAUUAUUACUCUGCCAAUUUCAAUGGGAAACCAUUUGCAACUUUUUUGGAAAACUCUUGGAAGCUCACAGAAAUCUAAGAGUAUGAUCUUCUUACCAAUUCAAUGGCUUUGCAAUCUUAUGAUAAUGGUAAGCUUCCUAGAACAGUGAAAGCUAUUUGAAUUCAAGCAACAACUAGAUAAAUGUCCACUGUUAGCAGCAUGUGUCUGAACCAGAUGUACAGUAAAUGGGAAGAGAAACAGCCCUGUUGUAUGUGCAUGUCCUAUGACGGAGUUGUAGGAUUCCCACUAUGUGUGUAUUAUUAAUAUAUACCAUAUGUGGGAUUGAAAGUAAGAAGAAACUUCAAGUUGUAGAUUAUACAAAAUUAAACAAUUCUGACUUUGUGGUGUCUCAUAUGAGCAGAUGCCCCAUAUGGCAUGUUAUAUAAAUUCAAUAAAUUUCUGUUUUUUAUGUUCAUGAUGACAAAACACAUUUUCUCGCAGUAGUGAACAUCUAUAAAUAUAUCUAAAAGUACCUUAUAUCAUACAUAGAAUGUGCGAUUAAGAACACCAGCUUUUCCGACUGCAGUGGCGUCAACAUCAAAUCUUAACCGAAGGUCAAGUUUUUUAAACGACAUCAUAACUUAGAAAGUAUACGGACCUAGUUCAUGAAACUUGGACAUAAGGUUGAUCAAGUAUUACUGAACAUCCUGCCUGAGUUUCAGGUCACAUGACCAAGGUCAGAGGUCAUUUGGGGUCAACGAACUGUGGUCAAGUUGAAGGUAUUUUUUUGAAAGUUUAUGGAUCUUGUUCAUAAAACCUGGACAUAAGAGUAAUCAAGUAUCACUAAGCAUCCCAUGCAAGUUUCUGGUCACAUGUUUAAAGUCAAAGGUCAUUCAAGGUCAAUGAACUUUGGCUAUGUUGUGGGUAAUUGUUGAAUUGGCAUCAUAACUUCGAAAGUUUAUGGAUAUAUGAGUUGUGGACAUACGGGUAAUCAAGUAUCACUGACUAGUCUUGUGUCACAUGAUCAAGGUCGAAUGUCAUUUAGGGUCAAUGAACAUUAUAUGAAUGGUGUUUUGUGUGAAUAAUUAUUCUGUAGUAGUUUUCAAAGUGUGCACUGCUGCUAUAUUGAAUCAUGUAAUGCAGGCAUGAUUGCCAGAGGCGCUCCACUUGUUCAUUGAUAACGGCAUUUUCUGGAAUUUCUAUCAUUCGAUAUACAGGGACUUGCUUAUGCUGCUCGUAUGUGAUGUCAGGAAUCUGAAACUCUAUCACUUUUCACCAGACCUUUGAUUAAUAUGUUUAAUUUUCUGCUUUUAUGAAAUCUAACUUUAUAUAAAUGUUAAUACCUUGUUUACUAUGAUUAAUUGAAACUGACAGAAACUGAAAAUGUUGAAAAUUUAUACCAUCUGUCUUGUACUAGGGAUUUUGUUAAUUUGACAGGUUGAUUUAUGAGUAUGGUAAGAUCUCAUGGUAAAAUAAUGGUACCAGUUGUGUAUACUAGAGAAUAUAAGCUUCAAAUUAAAAAUUGGCUCAUGAAAUGUUGCAUGGUGAACAAUGUACAUGUACAUGUAUCUGAGCUUGAAUAAAA
This is a messenger RNA of Lytechinus pictus (painted urchin), 4642 nucleotides long. RefSeq names its product DNA-directed RNA polymerase III subunit RPC4-like. Gene Ontology annotation, molecular function: DNA binding. Bases 47 to 1321 code for a protein of 424 amino acids. Gene Ontology annotation, cellular component: RNA polymerase III complex. The record is from RefSeq and is a predicted model, not a curated record. The transcript is spliced from 8 exons. NCBI's taxonomy places the organism in Eukaryota, Metazoa, Echinodermata, Echinoidea, Temnopleuroida, Toxopneustidae. Gene Ontology annotation, biological process: tRNA transcription by RNA polymerase III.